Molecule: messenger RNA, 8614 nt
Organism: Ornithodoros turicata
Lineage: Eukaryota; Metazoa; Arthropoda; Arachnida; Ixodida; Argasidae
Product: collagen alpha-1(I) chain-like
Exons: 44
Coding region: 4508-8584 (1358 amino acids)
Biological process (GO): extracellular matrix organization
Molecular function (GO): extracellular matrix structural constituent conferring tensile strength; protein binding
Source: RefSeq, a predicted model, not a curated record
CGAUGCUGGAAGCAUGGACGGUUUGCCGGCGGUUACGUGCUGGCAGUCUUAGUUUCUUCCGCAACUUGUGUACCUUAAACAAUCGGCACGAUAACAUUGGAAGUCUACAAUUAAAGGCAGGAAUCUGCCACUAGGCAACGUAUUUUUGCAUGUUUUGUAACAUUUUACCGCUCCCAAUCGCAACAGUAGAAAGGGACACCAGCUAGAGGCUUCAGCAAGCAUUUAUUUACAGACACUCUGUAGCAAGCAUAUACAUUAUAUAACCUGAUCUUUUGAAAACGCAGCAGACUACAAGGGGGUAUCAGUGUGUACACACAUAUGCAUGAAAAAAGCGGACUAAACCAACAUUCAAGCAUAUAUAUAUGGUAUUCGACCUUUUAGCGACACGAAUGCAAUUUCCUUCAUGCAAUCAGGAAGCAUCGUGAGUUUCCUGUCACAUCUCAGUAAAUGUCAAGCUUUAGCUGGCGAAGGAUAAUAUGAAACCGCGGCACCUUUCGCGGCCCGUAACUGCUCAGAGCCAACCCCAGGUCGGGAGCUCAGCGUCGUACAGUUUCGUUUCUCCUCUUCGUAGCGCUAUAGUUUCUAUGAGCUGUUUGCCCCUUUUCUGACGCGCCGCUUUGACUAGACGCAAGUUCCACAAUGCCUCCUCAACAAGACUAGAAGUACUCCGCAAGAGCUUGGUGAUGCUGCAAUUGAUAGCUAGCUGCGUCCAGUCAAAGACUGUGACACAAGGGCCCAGUGCAUCUAUUGCAAGUGUGAGAUUUAUGCGCCGUUGUCAGAUACAAGGCAGCUAGGUCGCAAAAAAGACGAGAAAAGGCAUUGGAACUUUUUGCACGCAAUAAAGAAACCACGUUCGGUGUUUCCGAUGACAAAACGAAAAAAAGGUCUGCAAAAGAUUCCGAAUUUCAUUUACUUUCUCUCCUUCUUAUCCACUCAGACUUAUUUUGUUAUGUGUGCUAUGUCCUCUCUUGGCCAUCGAGCGUGCUCAUUCGCUGAAACAUUACGGACAACGAACAAAAAGCACAGUAGCGGCAGCGACUUCUUUUGGUGACUUUCGGCUUCAAUUUUAGCGACUUUUUGGGACGCUACUAGCGACUUCUUGCGAAUGAAUGAGAUUUGGCAGCACUGAAUCUGACAAUCCGCGCACGCGCACUGCCGCAACCAGAGUAUCCGGUCCAUGAUCCGGUCAGUGAAAUCAAGUGAAACCACGUGCGUUUGUUUUUGUGUAGACUACGUGCGUUUGUCUUUGUGCUUAAUGUUUCGGGCUUCGAUUACUGACUACAGGCCUUUGUUUGUGAUUAGUGUGUGCGCGUUUGAAUCACAUCCAAAUGUUGGGAUCGUGGGAAGUCCAACUAUGUUAGAACCAUCAAGCUUAACGACGACAACGACAUGCCGCUUUUGCGACCAGUUAUUUGCGACACCGUCAACAGUACGAAGGCAUAUAGCAAACGUGCAUAAUAUCAGCGCAGAUGUCCAUCUCCCUUUCAAAUGCAACGACUGCACUGAGUUCACAGGCUUUGAGACGUUGAGGAAUCAUGCUGUGGCGAAACACCAGCUUCAAGAAUGUUUCAUUUGAAUGUGAACAACGUAAUAGUUGGGGUGCCUACUGUGUGUGCAGCCUUCUGUAGUGGGUGAAGUAUUUGGGAGAAGCAGGAAUGCUUCAAAGUAUCUUUGGUAGCUGUCCAGAAAAUACAUAUAUGAAAGAAGGAUGAAAUAAUAUUAAGGAAACUCACUCAUUUCAUGCUUACUGUUGCAUAGGCGCCGACUGCGGGGGGGCGCGGGGGCCCUUGCCCCCCCGGAACAUGAACUAGGGGGGGCGCCGCCUCCCCUGGGAUGUCCCGCUAAGAGACUGACACCAACGUUUGGGGCUCGGCGCGCCCGGGUCAAAAGAGCGAAGAGACACCAACCCCAAAAAUGCAUCUUGCAAUUUGUAAAAUAUGUAUCCGCCCACCAUACUCAUUAUCACAGUAGAAAGUGAGGCGGAGAAACACAGAGGAUGACACAACACAUAGCCUGAAUUUCGCCCAAAGCAAUCAGAUCAAUGAAACGAAGCAGUCGGAAAGGUGCCAGCAGUUGCCAGUGAGGUGUAACGGUAGAAUCUUCGGAACGCAUAUCCGUUGGGAGCGGGUUCAACUCCCGCUGCUCCAUUUCAUUGACCAUAUUCAUAAUAUUGCGCGCAUUUCGGGUCAAACACCGAGGAUUGAAUGCAUUUUUUUCCUUUUGCAGUCAGUUUUCAAAGGCGUAAUGCCUUCAGUUGGGCACAUGUUCACUGUUUACGUUCUCUCUGUUUUUUUUUUCUUUUUCCUGUUCUUCCUUCCUCUUAUUUUUAUACUAGUUCUGCAUACAUCAUAAGAUCCCGCCAGAGUGUGUGAUUCUUCAGCUUUAGUUUUGUGUUCUUCAUUUUUAUUCUCCUUUUCUUUCCUUCUUUUUGUUUUCUUUUGCUUUCUUUUCUCUUUGCGUUUUUUGUCUUCCCCAUUUCACUCUUUUGUUGGAAUAACACACCGACAUCCCUCUGGCUUACCUUUCUUUUUUUCUUAAUAAACAUAUCCCCCCCCCCGCCAGAGUACUUAUUUCGCGGUGCGCCCUUGCCCCCCCUGGGAAAAUGAAAACUCUCCGCCUCUGUACUGUUGUAUAUCGACUACCGGCGUAAAAAAUUUCGGCUUAUUUUAAUUUUUAAAUGAUUAUUUGACAGAUAUGUUACAGCAUCAUGUACUUUCAGGUGGAGUGAUUGAGUAAUAUUGACAUGUCAUUGGAUCAUAAUAUGAGAACUCAAUGUAUGUUGUUACUGGAUGGAUACGGUUUCUAUAAUACCAUAUAGAUGCACCUAUUCGAGUUACAGCUCGUUCAUCAACUUUACUUCACUUGAUUCAAACACACACACACACUAUACACAAACAAAGUCCCGUAAACAAAGCGCGCAACACUAAUCACAAGCAAAGACAAACGCACGUAGUCUGCACACAAACAAGUGGCUGCUCUUGUUGCAGCAGUGCACGUACAUGAUUUACCAUGUUUGCACAUUGGGGCUUGGAGCAUUACGUCACGCGGCGUACCCAAUCAGGAAAAGGUGCAUUCCUCCUGGCAAACACUUGUAAAUGGCAGUAGUGAUGGGCGACAGUCAUCCAAACACUAUCGAUGGUUGAGAUGACUACUUAUUUGACUGUCGUUAGUUUUGUUCAACAUUGACUAUUGAUAGUUCAGCUAUCAAUAGUAAGCUGGACACAAAAACGGGCUUGCUGCACAAACAUAGUAGUCACUGCUCCUAGUUGUAUUAUCAAUCGAAUCAAAUAUAUUUAUUUAUAGUCGCAUGGUUGAUAUUUUUGAAAUAGUAUCGCAUUGUUAGCAUUAAAAUAAUUGAAAGAUUAACAUAAUCGAAACGCGAACUCAGCCGGGUUCAUUUUUAAAAGAAACACGAGUAAAUUUUUAAAUUCACGGUCAGCAAAUUAUUGAGAGUAUGCAGGAGUAAAAUGUGAUGAAAGAUGGAAGUCUCUGAAAAGGUUAGCCAGCUGUAGGGACUCGAACCCACAUCUUCUGGAUUACCGGUCCAGGGCUCUAACAAAAAUGUAAAAUGCUAAUUCAGAAGGUUCCGUUUUCAAAAGAAACCUGCCAAAAUUUUAAAUAUGGAGUGAACAUACUAUUGAUGGUUUACAGGAGAAACUUAUUUUUCACAGAAAGUUUCGUUUAUGAAAGAAACAAGCUAAAUUUUUAUAUUUGGAUUGAAUAAAAGUUUAGAGGCAAGAGCGAAACGCUAAUUCAGAAGGUGUGCUGCAUUGGCUUGGCUGAAGGAUGAAGCUUGGUGAACGACGGGACUAUCGAUAGCCAGAAAAGCAUCGCGAUACUAUAGAAAUUCUGGUGCAUUCGAUAGUUUGACGAUCGACAGUAUCGAAUGGUUUGAUAGUAUUGCCCAUCGUGGCAGUUUGCGAUGCCUUUCGUGUUGGCGUUACUUUAACAUGCCCUUUGUUUUCCAUUGUUGUCUACUGAGCAGCACAUGUUGUUCCAGUGCAAGUUUUGAUAAAUGAAUAGUCACAUUCACAACGCACAUCGCGCAGUGUUGACCAAGACAAUCAACAAAUCUGUCAUCUGUUGUGACUUCACCAAGGAUUCAGGAGGAUAUGACGUUGCUGCCCAGAGAGUCCUGCCUGAAGAGGUAUAUUAGGGUGCCCAGGCUUUACGUAUACCAGCUAUGAGGGUUGUGACGCAAAUGAAAUGGCGUCAGUAAGGCUGCAGAGCCGUGAGAAAAAAUCACGUCGUGAAGACGACGCCACCUUGCCCUCUCUCCAUCUGUGGACUGGUUGAUCGUAGGAAGCUCCAGGCACCUGCUUUCAUCUUCACGUAGCUUUCGAGAACCUCGCUGGUAAACAGCGGUCCAUUAUCGGUAAAAAGGACAUCUGGGCAAAUACAAAUGCGUCCGUUAUCUUGCUGGCGGUGGUCUUAGACCCUUUUGGAGAAGCAUCAACUGCUGGGAAGAUGGACUUAUCUGGGUCAUUGUGAGUCAGGACCUAAGGGGAUGUCAACAUUCUCUUCGCUGUCUCGAAAGCUUCAACGCAUGCGGAUGACGCCAUACCUUUCUUUAGGCGAGCCUGGGAUACCAGGUGCCCACGGGAUCCCCGGAAGUCCUGGACCACCAGGUCCUCCAGGAGACGUCUCCCAGUGGUUUCAUCAGUUCUCAGCCCAGCAAAGUGGAGACAAGGGACCACCUCCCGAUGCAUUCCAGUUCAUGCAAGCAUCUGUGGGCCCUGUAGGUCCGCGUGGCUCUCCUGGUCCUAGUGGUCCACCAGGCCCUCAAGGAUUUCAAGGCAUCAGGGGUGAACCUGGUGAACCUGGACCACCUGGAUCUCCAGGACCUGUUGGGGAAAGAGGUCUUCCUGGAGUACCGGGAAAAGAUGGUGAUCCUGGAGAAGAUGGAAGACCUGGGGUGCAAGGCCCUCCUGGUCCACAAGGUGUCAGAGGCCUUCCUGGCAUGCCAGGCCUUCCAGGUGCUAAAGGCCACAGGGGUUACCCAGGCCUGGAUGGUGCCAAAGGGGAACAAGGGUUAGUGGGAGAGAAGGGCUCUCCUGGUUUACCUGGGAAAAUUGGCCCACCGGGCCCUGUGGGUCCAAUGGGCACCAGAGGUGAAAGGGGCAGGGAGGGUCCUCCAGGUCCUCCGGGCAUCAGAGGCAUUGAUGGACUCCCUGGACCUCCUGGUCCUUCUGGACCGAUUGGCAGACCAGGACCUCCUGGAUUUCCAGGAUCGCCUGGGCAAAAGGGUGAUGCAGGAGGAACAGGACCCAAAGGAAGUCAGGGGCUUCAGGGCCCUAGAGGGGAAGCUGGAAAACCGGGUGUUCCUGGUGAAAAUGGCCUUAUGGGACCACCCGGAAAAGAUGGAAUGCCAGGAGAGAAAGGAGCCACUGGGGAUGCUGGAGCCCCAGGUUCCCCAGGUUUUCCAGGUGCGAGGGGUCCCCCAGGACUUUCAGGAAGUCCAGGCCAGAGAGGAAUGAAAGGAGCUGCAGGUGUACCUGGCAGCCCAGGCUACAAAGGAGAGCAUGGCAUGAAAGGAGAGACAGGGCCACCUGGUCCAAGAGGGAUUCCUGGCCCUGCUGGAUCACCUGGAAAACGGGGAAAAACUGGUACAGCAGGCCCUCCAGGACCACAAGGCGCACCGGGUGAAAGGGGUUCUCCAGGGCUGAGAGGUUUACCAGGACCUGAUGGUUUGGCAGGUCCCAAAGGUACCCAAGGCGAUCGAGGCUUACAGGGACCACAGGGACCAAAAGGAUCUGGAGGUGAAGCAGGCAAACCAGGUCUGCCAGGUCUACAGGGCAUAAGGGGAAUUCCUGGUCUACCUGGUAUUCCUGGUAAAGAUGGGCUUCCUGGGGAGCGGGGAUUACCUGGAGCUGAUGGUAAGCCAGGAGAACAGGGGCUGCAGGGGAUUCAAGGUCUGCCAGGGUUGGCUGGCCUGCCAGGAGUCAAGGGAGAUCAAGGAGAUGCUGGACAAGAUGGCCGACUGGGUCCCCCUGGUCCCCCUGGACCAAGAGGUGACACAGGAAAAGAAGGAUCUGCAGGAUCUCCGGGUCCCCCUGGACCUCCAGGAGAUCAUGGCGAGAGAGGGCCUCCUGGACCAGCUGGAUCGCGAGGCUUCCAGGGACUGCCAGGCAUUCCAGGUAAUCCGGGACCUCAUGGAAAGGACGGUCAACAGGGCCCUCCAGGUCCUGCUGGCCCAGUGGGUCCUGCAGGAGAAAGGGGAGAACGAGGAUAUCCAGGCGAAAGAGGCCACAGUGGGUUACCAGGGCCACCAGGGGCCAGGGGAGACUCUGGGCCUCCAGGUUCAGAUGGUGCUCGGGGUGCUCCAGGAGAAAAAGGAUCAAAGGGUCAUGCAGGACCACCUGGAUUGAUUGGUCUUCCAGGUCGAAGGGGAGAUGCUGGAGCACCAGGCCCCAAAGGCAGCAGAGGUGACCACGGACCUCCAGGACCUGAGGGUCCCAUGGGUCGUCCUGGUGAGCAAGGACCUCAGGGAAAUGUGGGUCCUCAGGGUCCCCCUGGUGAACAUGGCGAGAAGGGUGAACACGGAGCUCCUGGACCUGUGGGACCUCCCGGAGCCCCUGGUGCCCAGGGCGACCGAGGUUUAAUGGGAUCUCAAGGACCUCCAGGUUUCCCAGGCCCUGUGGGGGCUCCAGGGUCCGCUGGACCAAAAGGAUCUCAAGGUGCUCCUGGAUUAAAGGGCGAGCAAGGAAAUGUUGGACCCCAGGGUGCCCCUGGAGAAACUGGUCCUCAGGGUAUACAAGGUCUUCCAGGCCCAAAAGGUCCACGUGGAGAAACGGGGAUGAAGGGAGACACUGGGUUUGUUGGAGCUCCAGGAAGGCCAGGAGAGCCUGGCAGGCCAGGUGAGCCUGGAAAUCCAGGGCAACAAGGCCCUCCAGGACCUGUGGGCAUCAAGGGCUCUCCAGGAGACACUGGUAAAGUAGGAGCACCAGGACCGAUAGGAAACCAGGGACUUCCUGGCCUUCCCGGUCCCAAGGGAGAGUCUGGUUCGGAGGGCCCCAGUGGAUUACCGGGACCUUCUGGUCCUCCUGGCCCCCCUGGAGAACGAGGCAUUCCUGGAUUACCUGGUCUUCAGGGGCCUCCUGGACCUGCUGGACAAAGAGGACCUCAGGGAGAGAGAGGCCAGGAAGGCAAGCGAGGAAACGAUGGCCAGCCUGGUUCUCAGGGCCCUGUUGGAGCACCGGGUGCGCCCGGUGUCCCAGGUGACCAGGGACCCCCGGGUCAUCCGGGUAAACACGGACCUCCGGGAAUUAUGGGACGACCUGGUGACAAAGGCCCUGUUGGAGUUCCUGGACAGCCAGGCCCACCGGGAAUACAAGGCCUACAGGGUUUACCUGGGUCACCUGGUCCAUCAGGUCCUACUGGGGAACGAGGUGAAAGAGGCGAAACAGGUCCUAGAGGUGUACAGGGUUCCCAGGGCCUGAGAGGCCCUCCUGGAGCACCAGGAGCUCAAGGAACAAAGGGUGACAGGGGCAUCCAGGGCGAACAAGGUCCAAAAGGACACCGUGGUCUUGCCGGGCUACAGGGAUUACCUGGUCCGAUGGGUCCUCCUGGAAGCAAGGGACCUCCUGGUGAUCUCGGGCCAACAGGCAGCCCAGGUGCACCUGGCCCCAAAGGUCCUGCAGGUCGUGACGGAUCUUCUGGACCUCAGGGUAUAAUGGGCCCCCCUGGGCAACGAGGGCCCCCAGGAGAGUCAGGAAAACAGGGAGUACCUGGUAACCCAGGUCCCCCAGGACCUCCCGGCAGACCGGGUGAACCUUUUGGCUAUGACGCAGCUGCAUUACAUGCCAUAAUGGGUCAGGGUCAGGUGAAGGGCCCCGACCCCCUGGUAGGGGAUGAACCUGCAAAGUUGUUUGACAGUAAUGUCCCUGUGGAAGAGAAGAAACGAAUUGUCUUUGAGUAUUACAAGAAAUUGGUUGAAGAGUAUGAGAAGAUGAGAAAUCCUACAGGAGAACGUGAUGCACCUGCAAAGACAUGCAGAGAUCUCGCCAUCUCCCAUCCACAGCUACCUGAUGGCACAUACUGGAUAGAUCCUAACGAGGGUGACCCUAAGGACGCAGUACAAGUGUACUGUGACAUGACCAAGAGAGCGACUUGCAUUCACCCAUCACCUAACAAGGUACCUGGUAAAGCACACUACAUCGGUCGAGGAAAGCACACCUGGUUCAGUGAGAUGAAUGGCGGCUUCCAGUUCACCUACAAAAUAGAUCGUGUCCAGCUGACCUUUCUGCAAAUGCUGAGCACAGAAGCUGUUCAAAAUAUCACCUACCUUUGUCGCAACUCUGUGGCCUUCUUCGAUGCUGCCAAGAAGCUUCACAAGAGGGCUCUCAAAAUGAUGUCCUAUAAUGACCUGGAGUUGACUGCCUCCCAGGAUGAGACCAACCCGGCCUUCACCUAUAGUGCGAUCCAUGAUGAUUGUCAAACUCGACAGAACAUCUGGAGAUCGAGUGUCCUGCAGUACAAAUCCCAGAAGCCACAGAGGUUGCCCAUCGUGGAUGUUGCACCAAGAGACAUUGGCUCCAAAAACCAAGAAUUUGGAUUAGAAAUUGGAAGAGCAUGCUUCUCUUGACUUUGAACAAUUAAUACACAGUACCAUGUU